This is a messenger RNA of Capra hircus (goat), 1712 nucleotides long. RefSeq names its product collagen alpha-1(III) chain. The record is from RefSeq and is a predicted model, not a curated record. NCBI's taxonomy places the organism in Eukaryota, Metazoa, Chordata, Mammalia, Artiodactyla, Bovidae. The coding region runs from base 1 to 1572 and encodes 523 amino acids. The transcript is spliced from 29 exons.
AUGGAGUCCCAGGAAGAGGCUGGGUCCCUGGGUUCCCUCAACCACUACCUCACUCCCCAGGCUUUGGAGGGGGCGCGAAACUCCAGCAGCCAGGGUACGGAAACACGCUGGGAGCUGGUGCCUUCCCGGGGCUGGGAGCCCAGCCAGGAUUCGGGGCUCGAAAUGGUAUCGGCGCUGGGGCUUUUCCGGGAGCAGAACUCAGCUCUGGGAAUGGGCUGGGAGCUGGGGCCUUCCCCGGAGCUGGAGCCCAGCCAGGGGUUCCCUCCUUCCACCACCUUUCCCGAGUGCCCAUCUGAGCCCGGCCUUGACUGCACACUGCAGACCCCACACGGGUCAGCCUUGGGGCUGCAAGCCCGCUGGGCCGAGUGCCCAAGCCGGGACCCCUGGGUGCCCGUGCGGACUGAGGUCUCGCAGCUCCAGAUGGCUUUGGACCAGGUAGAGAGGGGACCAGGGGAAGUGGAGGGGGGAGGUCCGGAGGGGGCACUCCAGGGUCCCUCACCCACCGGUCUCUCCUCAGGCUUCAGAGGGAUUGGGAAACCCCAAAAGCCAGGAUUCGGGACCAGGAAUGGAGCCCAGCCAGGCCCCCCGGCUCAGAAUGGCUACGGAGCAGGCUUUGGAGAGAGUGUGCAAACUCAGAAGCCAGGAUUUGGGGACGGGAAUGGACUGGGAGCUCAGCCAGGCCCAGCAACACUGCAGGGAUACGGAGCAGGCCCUGCGGCUGAAAACAGCUAUGGAGCAGGUAGGGGGGCCCUGCCCAGGGAGGCAGUGGGGGCCUGGGGGCCCGCACUCACUGUGUGCUCCUCACCAGGCCUGGCGGCCGGCACGAAGCCCCAAAAGCCAGGAUUUGGGAACGGCAACGGAUUGGGCGUCCAGCCAGGGCCUGCAGCUCCCGUCGGCUAUGGCCCAGGAGUUGCUGAGGCCAUGAAGCCUCAGAAGCCAGUUUACAGGAAUGGACUGGGAGCUGGAGCCUUCCCAGGCCAAGGGGCCCAGCCAGACCUGGGAGGGAGCGCGAGCCCUCUGAAGCCAGGAUACAUGCCGCCACUGGGGAACGGGCUGCAGCCCCUCCCAGGCCUUGGAGCAGGUCUGAAACCUCAGAAGCCAGCAUAUGGCAACGGCAAUGGGCUGGGGGCCCAGCCAGUGCCUACUCCAGCCCUCCAGUGGGGCCCGAAACCUCAGGAAGCAGGGUACCAGCCCCCGAAUGGCUACGGACCAGGAGCAGGACUGGGCUUUGGUGGUGGCCUCAGGCCCCAGAAAGUUGGUUUGGGCUACGGCAAUGGUGGUCUGGGAGCCGGGUUCUUCCCUGAGGCCCGCCCACAGCCAGGGUUCCCAGGGGCCGAUGGCUUUCUGAAUGGUCAGGCUGCGGGCCCGAGGGGCUUUCCCUGGCCCUUCCUCCGGGCCUGGGGGGCUGCCUUGAAGCCUAGAUAUGGGGUCGGAGGCACAUACCCAGAAGUCGGGAGCCAACCAGGGCCCUAUGGGCAGCUGAGGCCAGAGCUGGGCCCUGGGCCUUUGGGAGGCCCUGAGGUGAAAAGAGGCAGCAAUGGCCCCCUGGGAAAUGGCUUUGGAGGCCGCUGACUUCUUGGGAGAUGCUGAGCACCCGAGCACACCCACUGCCUGUCCUGAGGGCCUCCGCCUGCAAGCCUGGGACCCUCCGGCGUGGCCUCUGGCCUGGGGGCUCCUGCAGGCUGGAAGUCUCAAUAAAGGCAGUGCGCUUC